Molecule: messenger RNA, 2828 nt
Organism: Lampris incognitus (smalleye Pacific opah)
Lineage: Eukaryota; Metazoa; Chordata; Actinopteri; Lampriformes; Lampridae
Gene: smyd2a
Product: SET and MYND domain containing 2a
Exons: 12
Coding region: 111-1421 (436 amino acids)
Cellular component (GO): nucleus
Molecular function (GO): protein binding
Source: RefSeq, a predicted model, not a curated record
AGAAAUCUGCGAAGAAGAAAUAGUGCAGAAGCUGACUCGUGUAUUUAGCGUGUACGUGGAGGUGGUGGUGAGCAGCUACCCAGUUAAAAACACAAAGACUCAAAUAAAUAAUGAAAAACGAAGGUAUAGAAGGGACUGAGAGGUUCCUUAGCCCCGAUAAAGGGAGAGGGCUUCGCGCUGUCAAGCACUUUGCUGUGGGAGAACUGGUGUUCGCCUGCCCUGCCUACUCCUACGUGUUGACAGUGAACGAGAGAGGAGCACACUGUGAAAAUUGCUUCACCAGAAAAGAUGGUCUUUCUAAGUGUGGCAAAUGUAAGCAGGCCUUCUACUGCAAUAUCGACUGUCAGAAAGGUGACUGGCCCAUGCACAAGUUGGAAUGUUCAGCGAUGUGUGCCUAUGGGGAAAACUGGUGUCCAUCAGAGACCGUCAGACUGGUGGCAAGAAUCAUUAUGAGACAAAGAGUCACAACAGAGCGCACCCCUUCAGAAAGACUGCUGCUGCUCACAGAGUUUGAAUCACACCUGGAUAAGUUGGACAGUGAGAAAGAAGAGAUGAAUCAAGGAGACAUAGCGGCACUGCAUCAUUUCUAUUCCAAACACAUCAUAGACCUCCCCGAUGACCAAACUCUCACUGAGCUCUUUGCACAGGUCAACUGCAAUGGCUUUACCAUAGAGGAUGAGGAACUCUCCCAUCUGGGAUCAGCUGUUUUUCCAGACGUAGCAUUGAUGAACCACAGCUGUAGUCCCAAUGUCAUAGUCACCUAUAAAGGCACAGUGGCCGAGGUCAGGGCUGUACAAGAAAUAAACCCUGGAGAAGAGAUCUUUAACAGCUACAUAGACCUGCUUUACCCAACAGAGGACAGGAACGAGAGGUUGGUAGACUCCUACUUCUUCACCUGCCAGUGUAAGGAAUGCACUACCAAAUCAAAGGACAAGGCUAAGAUGGCAAUUAGGAAGAAGCUUAGUUCACCACCCGAGCCAGAGGAAAUCAGAUCCAUGGUCCAUUAUGCCAAGAAUGUCAUUGAGGAGUUCAGGAGAGCCAAGCACUACAAGACCCCCAGCGAGCUGCUGGAGAUCUGUGAACUGAGCCAGGAGAAGAUGGGAACUAUUUUUGCUGAUACCAACGUCUACAUGCUGCACAUGAUGUAUCAGGCCAUGGGUGUCUGCCUAUACAUGCAGGAUUGGGAUGGAGCAAUGCGUUAUGGAGAGAAAAUCAUUCAGCCAUACAGCGUACACUACCCAGCGUACUCUCUGAAUGUGGCAUCCAUGUAUCUGAAACUGGGACGACUGUACUUAGGGCUGGAGAGGAAGACACAGGGUGUAAAGGCUCUGAAGAAGGCACUGGCCAUCAUGGAGAUUGCCCAUGGGAAGGAUCACCAUUAUGUUGAGGAGGUCAAACGGGAGAUUGAGGAGCAAAAGUAAUGAAUAAGUGAAAUGAGGAGUAAUGAAGAAAGAGGCACUGGAAUAAGGGGCCUCUCAAAGCAACAAAAGAAGAAAAACUUGCAACUGCACGGCAUGCAUCUUUAUACCUCUUUUUUUCUAAACUAUCGUUGUCCCCCUCCAUUUCUCCAUAUUUAUUUUGUCAGGUAUUCUUUGUUUGCUCCAAUUCUAUUUCUGACUGUCUACCCUCAUCACGGUCAAGAUGGUGAUAAGGAUGAUGUAAUUUUUCAUCUGCAGCUGUCUACUUCCUGUCUGAUCUUUGCUAAAAAACAGAAGAACGAGGGUCUUUUUUUUUAAUAAAAAAAAAAGAGGUUUUGAGUUUACCUUUGUACUAUAACGGAUGUCAUCAUUUCAAAGGCUUCUAAGUUGUCCUGCAGAAGUAAAAAUCUAAGGUUGUCCAAUCUAAUCUAAGGCUGAUUUCAACAUCUCUGUUGUUGCAUGACUGUCUUCACCCCAUUUUGCCUUGUCUUGAUGCAUGCUCAAUAAUCCAGGUAAGGAAAUCAAAGAAGGUUGAAUCAUGUUGUAUCCAGAUGAACCGAUUCAACCUUCUUUGACCCGUUUUGCUUUGUUUUUUUUAUUGCCCCCCCCCCCUUUAUUGGAAAUAUGAUCAUUUUUGUGCUCAGCAAAUUCCAUGACUACAGCCUGUGAAGAUAAUCAAAAUCUUAUACAGAUUCAGAAAUGCACCAACCUUAGUGGGAUCAAACAAUUUUCUUCCCCCAAUUCCUGCAGAAUUGACUUUUGGUGUAACAAGGCUUUCAACUGAUGGCAAAGAUGUAAAACCAUUUUCCAAGCUCACAGAAAGUUGAAUCAGUUCAUCUGGACACAACAUUUAUUGGGAGUAAUGUUUUAUCACUCAUCUAAGUGACUUCUUCAGUUUUAACUGACUGCAGGUAUCCCCACCCUUUUAAACAACACUGGCAUAACAACCGAAACCAAUGAUUUAUGCAACUUGAUAUGACCAUUAAACCGAUCGCAGUUGCGGUCGUGAUGCCACUGUAUUGUUUAUAAGGGUGGGGAUACCUGCAGUCCAUUGAGACUGAAAAGUGAUCUUUUCAGUCUCAAUGGACUGAAAAGUGAUGAAACGUUUCUCUCAAUAAACAUGUCCAGAUGAACUGAUUCAACUUUCUGUGAGUUCCUUACAUGGAUUAUUGAGCACGCAUAAAGACAUUUUCCAAGCUGUUGUGUUUUUGCCAGUGUUUAUUUCCUGCUCAGUCAAGAAUCAUUCACCAUGUUCUGUGGUUCUAAUCCAACCCAUAAACAGACUUGUUUGGCCAUUUUUUAAUUGCAGCCAUUUUAGCUCCAUAACCUUCCUCCAGUGCUGUUGUCCUAUAACCUCAGAUUCUAUACCAGCUGUUUUUGAGAAUUAAACAUCUUACAAUGGUUAUAUUA